This is a messenger RNA of Phoenix dactylifera (date palm), 1295 nucleotides long. Its product is annotated as Ribosomal protein L34. Gene Ontology annotation, molecular function: structural constituent of ribosome. Lineage: Eukaryota; Viridiplantae; Streptophyta; Magnoliopsida; Arecales; Arecaceae. Gene Ontology annotation, biological process: translation. The record is from RefSeq and is a predicted model, not a curated record. Gene Ontology annotation, cellular component: ribosome; mitochondrial large ribosomal subunit.
AUAUAUCAGAGCGCUCGGAGGAAGCUUCGGGGAGCCAAAUAGGAUCGGGAAAACUAGGGUUCUGGGCACUCCAGGGGGACGAUGGCGUCCAAAACCCUAGCUCGGGCCGGGGCUUCCCUCAUCAAUCGGCUCCGCCUCUCCAAUCCAUUCCAUCCCCUGGAUCCGAGCAGUUCGUUGAUUCUGCCUCACAUUCCUUCCAAUCCUUCGGCGCAGUCUUUCCCGGCGAAGUUUCAGACACAUUGGUUUCCUCCGGUGGAGGGAGGAGAAAACGCCGAAAUCCUAAAAAUAUUGGAUUCUCCCGAACGGAUUUCCUUCCCCUGCGGGCUCCCUUCGCUUCGCUUCUUCAUAGAAGAUGGAAAUGAUGCUUUGGUGAAUGAGCCUUUACUCCUACUUCCAAAACGAACUUACCAGCCAAGCCACAUCAAGCGCAAGAGAACUCAUGGUUUCCUUGCACGUAAGGCGACGAGAGGUGGACGGAAGGUCAUUGCUCGGAGGUUGGCGAAAGGUAGAGCAAGAAUCACGUUGGCACAUGUCUCGAAUGAUUACAGCCAUUCUUUUAAAUCAAGUUACAAUGCUGAUAAGAAGAUCGUCGAACCCUCCCAUGAGUUAGCGGUGACCCCUAGCUAAUUAUCUCUAUUGGUCGCUUACUGUGAGCUGUGUUUUGAUCUGGCUCUUUGGCUUGUAAUUUGUGCCUCGGACCAUUCUGUGAAUAGGCCUUAUUUGUCUUCUAGAAGUUUUCACCUGUAAUCGACCUUAGAAAUUUCAUGGCAUUGUUGCCCAAAAUUGCCUUGGCUAAGAUACUAAUUCAUAAGAUUUUGCUCAUGGUCAAGACCCGAAACCUGCUGUAAAACAUUCUCAAACCAUAUUAAAUCAUAUCUUUUUUAGUGUAUUAUAUUGUUCCUUUCUAGAAGCAAGAUCUUUGGUUUAAAAAGUUCCAGUGGUCCCACACCUUGUUUUCACCUUGAGCACAGUUGGCAUAUGAUCGGAAAUUACUCGUUUAAGCCUGUCGUUAGACAUUUAGUGUUCCUUGGUAGAGGAGUCAACAUGGCAUAUGAUUGGAAGUUACUCGUUUAAGCCUGUCGUUAGACAUUGUAGUGUUCAUUGGUAGAGGAGUCAACUUGUAUUCUCAUGGAUUCGUCUCUGUUUCUGAGGUUGCAAACAGGGUCGAUAUUUGGGGCCAUCCCCUUUUAACAAUUCUUCUCAUGGCUUGUGGUUGAUAUGCAAAGUGCACAUUAAGCCAGUUUCAUCAUUUAGUAAACUAUAUCCCUAAAGGUUGACUGUUCCUGAAGUUUCAU